This is a messenger RNA of Canariomyces notabilis, 2154 nucleotides long. Its product is annotated as HET-domain-containing protein. NCBI's taxonomy places the organism in Eukaryota, Fungi, Ascomycota, Sordariomycetes, Sordariales, Chaetomiaceae. The record is from RefSeq and is a predicted model, not a curated record. The transcript is spliced from 3 exons. The coding region runs from base 227 to 2107 and encodes 626 amino acids.
GUAAAGACUGGCCAUAUUCCUUCCUGAGAGGCCACUUUUCAGCCCAUCAAUUCAAUGUUUAUCGUAGUACCUACCCGUUAGCUCGUCCUUCAUGCCAGGCUGCAUCUGCACAAAACCCCGCAUUUCUCAACCGCUGCGAGAGCAAGACUGGGAAUUCAAUACCUAAUCACUCAUGACGGCGGGUUGAGAAGACGACCAACCUUCGGUCUCCCUGACAGCUUACAGCAUGCGUUUACUACACACGACCCGGCUCAAGUUGACGCAGUUCACUGAGAGCAGGUCGAGUGGUAUGCUCGUCGACACCGAUGUCGGCGCGGGGCCUGAGUAUACUGUGCCUCGGUUCGCUAUCUUGUCCCACACGUGGGAGGAUGAAGAGGUCGUCUUUGAGGACAUUCAGGGCGACCAAUCAAUAGCAAAGUCCAAAUUCGGAUGGGAGAAGAUUCGACAAAGCUGUGAAUUGGCGAGGAACCAGGGGUACGAGUGGAUCUGGAUCGACACGUGCUGCAUCGACAAGACGAGCUCGGCUGAGCUGUCCGAGGCCAUCAACUCAAUGUUCCGCUGGUAUCGCAUGUCUGGCGUUUGCUAUGCCUUCCUGUCCGAUGCUGAUGGCGACGGCGUGAUCUACAAGAACGUGUACGCUAGAGGCUCCAAACUCUCUACUGGCGUACGAAAGUUGCGCUGGUACUCGCGUGGGUGGACACUACAAGAGCUCAUCGCCCCAAAACAACUCGAGUUCUACAACAAGGAUUGGGCGUUUAUCGGCACACGCAAGCAGCACAAGAGGGCCAUCGCGGAAGUUUACGGCAUCGAUGAGUACGCCCUGGAUGGCGGGGAUCUGUCGCGGCUGACCGUCGCCCGGCGCAUGGCAUGGCUUUCGUCGCGGGAGACCACCCGAGUCGAAGACCUGGCAUAUUGCAUGCUGGGCAUCUUCGACGUCAACAUGCCAUUGCUAUACGGAGAGGGCUCCAAGGCGUUUGUGCGGCUCCAGGAAGAGAUCCUGAAACUUACUGACGAUCAGACCAUUUUUUCCUGGAGGGAGCAAGAUGCGGUGACCUGCUACAGGGAGGACUAUGGCGAAAGUUUUGAGCGAUCAGGCUUAUUGGCUGACUCUCCACGCCUAUUCGCAACAUCGAUCGGGGUAGCGCGGCAUCGAAUCGAAAGGUCGCAUCGUCCGCACGCCAUGUCGACGAGUAAGGGAAUCAUGGUGCAACUAUUGAUUUGCCAGGACGACAGCUAUGGGUCGGGUGAGGUAUUCCUGGCAGCCCUCGACUGUCCCAUCGGACGUACCCCAGGCGUCAUGGCUGGGAUCAGGCUAAGGAGAACGUCACGGCCAACUGCUACGGGCGUCUUGGAUACUUAUGUGCGGGUGGAUAUCGCACAGAUCUUCCACUUUGCCAAAGUUCAAAAGGAUGGUGUCACGGUCGACAUAUCAGGCUUUGAUCCUACUGUCGAGCAAAAGGAACUCGUCUGCCUGAGAAUGCGAACUAAACACCGGAACUGGAAACCGACGACCAUUUACGUCACGCAAGCCGCCUCCCUGCAACUACCACCGUCGUUCCGACUUCUACCUCCACCGCCAUAUUACGACCACACCGUUAUCACAAUCCACGAAGUGUACCCUGUCCAUCACUGGGACGUAAACACCUGGGUGCUCCAGCCGCCAGCCCCUAAACCUUCCACAGUGACGAUUGGAGUUUUCGAUAUGACCUUCUGCAAAGAGUCUUUCUUUCUCCUUCUCGGAGUGUUCGUCACGCCACUAGGGGCUGAGCCGUGGUGCAAAAUCAUACGUCGGAGGCCCGGGAGGCGAACAAGCAUGAGGCACAUAUAUCAACAUUAUUUCCCGAGAAGGCAAUACCGGCAUCAAUAUAAUCCUGAUACCGAAGAUGACAUGGUAGAGGACUCGCUGAGAUAUCUGACGCAAAGUACUAGUAGGGAGGACGACUCGGAAGAGAGCGAACACGAAUCAGACCAUGAGUAUCCCGUCAAGACAAGUGAUAUGUGGGUAGACUAUAUGGAUGGAGGAAAGCUUUUGGGCUUUGCGGUCAUCGUGGAGACCAAGGAGGUCUCGGGGGCACCAGUGUAUAUUGUCCAUUUUCGACCGUUGUGAUCAAUUGACCAGGUAUUCAACUUAAAUAGCCAGAGGACCUCGUCCGG